GGGCGUGUCGCGCCACACCUUGCGCGUAACCGCGGGCCCCUCCCCCUGUCUGGGUCGUGGGCGUGUCCGCUGGUGUCUCGCUCGACGGUUUCCGGCCCGGCCGGCUGUGCAGCGGGAGCGCGCCUCAUUCUGGGCCCCUCAGUCAGUCAGUCACAGUCAGGCGCACGGUCACAGGCAGUGUGCGCGCCGCGCUGCCCCGCUCUCCCCUCACUGACUCACACCCGCAGCAGCCAUGGGGAACAGAGUGGCCCGGGAGGACUUCGACUGGGUGUACACCGACCAGCCGCACGCAGACCGCAGGAAGGAGAUCCUGGCCAAGUAUCCUGAGAUAAAGAGGCUGAUGAAACCGGAUUAUAACUUAAUAUGGAUCAUUUCAACGAUGGUCCUGACUCAGCUGGUCGCCUUUUACCUGGUGCGGGACCUGGAGUGGAAGUGGCUGAUGUUCUGGACAUACGUGUUCGGCAGCUGCAUCAGCCACUCCAUGACCCUGGCCAUCCACGAGAUCUCCCACAACUGUGCCUUCGGAAACAACAAAGCCAUGUGGAACCGCUGUUUCGGGAUGUUCGCCAACUUGCCCAUCGGCCUGCCUUACUCCAUCUCCUUCAAAAGGUACCACAUGGACCACCACCGCUACCUCGGCGGAGAUGGCAUUGAUGUAGACAUUCCCACCGAUUUCGAGGGCUGGUUCUUCUGCACUCCUCUGAGGAAGCUGGUGUGGAUCGUGCUCCAGCCACUCUUCUACACCAUCCGACCGAUCUGCAUCAACCCUAAGCCCAUCUCCCGCCUGGAGAUCAUUAACCUGGUCGUGCAGUUUUCCUUUGACGCUGUGAUUUGCUACCUCUUUGGGGUGAAAACCAUGGUCUAUAUGCUGGUGGGGUCCAUCCUCGGCCUUGGGCUUCAUCCGAUUUCAGGACACUUUAUUGCUGAGCAUUACAUGUUCCUAAAGGGACACGAGACUUACUCCUACUACGGGCCUUUAAACUACCUAACCUUUAACGUCGGCUACCACAAUGAGCACCACGACUUCCCGAGUGUUCCAGGCAAGAACCUGCCGCUGGUGCGGAAGAUAGCGGCGGAAUACUACGACCCCCUCCCGCAGUACACCUCCUGGGUGAAGGUCUUGUACGACUUUAUAAUGGACGAUACGCUAAGUCCGUACUCCCGCGUGAAGAGGGAGCUGAAAGGAGAAAUAAAGCAGGACUAACUGCAAGACUAUAGUACUCUUAUAUAUUGGCUUCAGGGGGCGCUGCCAGGCUUCCUAGCCCUAGAAUAUGGACUUCUUACGGCAAGCAGGCUGAAGUAUGACCCUACUGUUUCCGGGCCUUUGCUCUUACACUCCUUGUUCUUAUCCUGUGUAAGCGACACCAGAUGGGGCCCGAUCACAUGCACAGUAGAAGCAGGCCCCAUAUUAUGGGGUAAAUCAAUAUUCCUGAGAUUACAGCCAGUCCGUUCAUUAGGAACUAGUGAGGUGACAGAGGCAUGAGGUGCCUGGGUGAGGUCACUAGUUCCUAUUGAUAUGAUAGGCUGCGCUCUCACGGGUGGAGAUGUUUUGCACUUAGUCUGAUCAUGGGUUUGGCUUGUUCUCUGGAUAUGUUGCAGAAAAGGUAUAACUAAUGAAGUGCUGCCCCAGCCCUGCCGUAUCCAGUUCACAUUGUUUAAUUUUGGUCAGCCAGCACAGUUCUCUGUAUACUAUAACCCCACCAAGGGGACACUCUCUCCACGCUGUUUGUUAACCACACAUAAUCUUAUCCGUCAAGCGCAGGUUGAAGUGAGCACAUAAAAAUAAUCUGUCCUUAUGUGUAUUGCAGCUAUAAAACAUCCACGUAGCACUGCCCUGUGUGUUGUGCUGCGUUAAUCUUAUCAGCUGACCUGCAUCACCGGGCACUGGGUGAGCGAGCUAUGGACUGACCCGAGAGCUGGCACUCUGCACUAACCUGCCCACUAAAGCCUCAGAACACUUACUCUGCAUAAACAGGACACAGUUAGUUACAAAGUGAAAGUUACAUUAAUUGGGAGUUGGCUACUGGGUUCAGAGAAUCGAGAUAAGCACACGGGAUUGUCUAGAUCGGAAUUUGAACCUAAAAACCCCUCUUCAGGUGUUUUCUAACCACUGCGGGUGCAUUCAUGCGUGUAUUCCGGGACAGAGGGAAGAGCACAUUAUAAAUAACGGGUGAUCGGUGUUACACAUUUCUCAUUCUAUUCUAGCAGCUGGGAUGGUUUAUUUUUGAGUUCUGUUGUAUUGCAUAUGGCUGCACCAGUAAGAGCAUGUGCAGCUUCUAGCACCUUAACUACAGCUUACAGAAUAAUUCCACCCACAGCUGAAAGUGUCGUUUUGUGAGGGACGUAAUAAGUUAAACACCCGCCCCCCACAAAACUACACCCCCCCAAACAUGUCUGCUGCACUCUGCUCCCUUCUGCUCUACGGCUGUGUGGGCUCGGGCUGAUAUGACUGCGGCCAUCUUGGCGACGUGAGACGUCUGUUUUUAGUAGCAGCUCUGUUAUCCCCCUUAUCCGUAACGUGAGCCGCCUCAGUCAGCGGGUGCCCCCGGGUGUUAUAACACCACAGUUCUGAUGGGAGUUGUACUUUGGUUAGGUAUGUAGGCGCUUUAUAUUUUUACUUGAUUUCACUUUUCUUGUCACCAUUAUUUUGGUUUAGGCAUAAGCUUAUUUCUGGCUGUUGGCUGGGGUGUGUCUCUCUAAAUACUAAUAUUGCAACUGUGGGCAAUUAUAUAGUCCCAUAAACCACCUCACCCUGCUGCUUACAUGUGCACCUAUGUUUAUGGGGACUCGCGCUGCAGGAAAGGUCUUGUGCGUCCUAGGACAAAGUGUGACUUUACUGAUGUCGGAAAUUGGUCAGUUCGGAUCAUAGGGAGCUACUAUAGUGAUCACCUAUAAUUAGCCUGUAAUUAGGGCUCGGUGUAGACUCUUGGGAUGUGCACUAUGAGACUUUAUAUCUGUAGUAUAAACAACGAGACGCAGAAGGGAGGCAUUACACCCUCGGGCUCCUUUUGUCACAGCUGACGCCAGGUCUUUGCACGUCGAGCAGAGGUAAGCGCCCUAACCUCUGACACACUUGGGGAAAGAGCCCUCCUGUCCUGGCAGGGAGACUUAGAACCAUACAGAAAUAAAACCUUAUUAUUUAAAUUGAGCAGUGGUUCUAGUUAAUGAGUCUGUAUCCUGCGCUGUGAAAUCCUGUACAAUGACGCAUUCCGUAUCUGUAAAACACGGGCGCUAAUUAUAAAGGGCAGCGGGAAAACCACGCUGCCAUUUUUGGCGUUAAUAAUAAGAAAAAAAAUGAAACCAGGGCCUGGUUCUCCCUCCGCACAUACGCGUACGCCUGUGGCGUUGCAAGGGAUCGUGCUGGCUGCGGUUUGUUCUAGUCAUGAACCUCGUUGCUCCUCAGAUGUGGCGUGCACUCAUCAUGGUUCUUUUGCAGCCAUGUAACACGGCUCCUUGCCAGGCCUGACACGCGUGUGUGGUACCCACGAUAUACAUCCUCCCUCGUCCGCUGCGCUAGACGCCUACCACAUUACAUUAGCUUUAUUUAUCCAGAUCACUGUGCCGGUAUAUCCUGUAACUGUGUAUUAAAUUGUAUUUUUGUUAAUCAUGAACCCACACAGAGCCGAGGCAGCCAUUUGUGGACCGGGCCAAUGUUCUUGAAAGUGCAUUCACUUUUGGCAUCACUGAGGCAAUUAAGUCUCCGCCCACAAAAUGGCUGCCUUCACCACGCGUAGCCUGUUUGUUCUGUUCCCGUCUGCUGCUUCCUUUCCUUGCCUUGUUCUGAAGAUGUUAGACACUCUGUAACUAAUCAUUGUAGCUAUGCAGGCUGCUCCUGUAACGUGAGCGGACAUAUUUACCUGUUCUAGUCCAAAUGGUCGAGAAAGAAAAGAUCAGCUAAAAUGAUUUGUUUACCCGUGAACAACCCUCUUUACUUGAAUCCACAUCGUCGUCCUCAUUAAUGAUUUCAUUUCAAGCUGGCCCAGGACUCGCCUGUUAAAAGCUGCUUUUGUAACUUUGUCAGUAUUAAAAUGUAUUAAAUAGAAACUUUUUCUUUUGUU
Messenger RNA from Pseudophryne corroboree (corroboree frog), 4058 nucleotides. It is a transcript of the gene DEGS1, whose product is annotated as delta 4-desaturase, sphingolipid 1. Gene Ontology annotation, biological process: ceramide biosynthetic process. Gene Ontology annotation, molecular function: sphingolipid delta-4 desaturase activity. NCBI's taxonomy places the organism in Eukaryota, Metazoa, Chordata, Amphibia, Anura, Myobatrachidae. The record is from RefSeq and is a predicted model, not a curated record. Gene Ontology annotation, cellular component: membrane.